GGGUCUUGUUUCAGUUGUUGGACUCUAGUCAUCGCCCGAGGCAGAUGACCACUGUCCUGAGAGCGUGGGUGAGGGGCAGGUCUCUGCCUCUUUCCCAGAAGAACCAAAAAUGACCAAGUCCCUGGGAUCAGUGUCAUUGAAGGAUGUAACUGUGGACUUCAGCAGGGAGGAGUGGCAGCGAUUAGACCUCGCUCAGAAAAGCCUGUACAGGGAUGUGAUGCUGGAAAACUAUUUCAACUUGAUCUCAGUGGGGUGUCAAGUUCCCAAACCAGAGGUCAUCUUCAACUUGGAGCAAGGAGAACAGCCAUGUGUAUUGGAUGGUGGACCCUCCAGUCAGGGCUGUCCAGAUUGGAAUAUUGGUUUUGAAACUUCACAACAGGGAAUGUCUGAAGAAGGUUCUUUCCAGUCUGAGAGAAUUAAUAUCUUCACAAGAGAUGACCCAUAUUCCAUUUUAGAAGAAUUGUGGAAAGAUGGUGAACAGACAGGGAGAUAUGAGGAAAAGCAGCUCAAACCUUUCAGUCAUGUUGCCUUCAUCAACAGAGAAACACUAGCUAAUGAGACGGGCUGUGAGUAUAAGGACACUGGAAGAACAGUUCAUGUAAACACACACCUCGUUGCUUCGAGAAAAGGACUUCAUAACUAUGACUCAUUUGGGAAGAGUUUGAAGCCCAUCAUAAGCUUAUGUAAUGAUAAUAGAGACAAUGCAACAAAAAAUCUUGGUAAGAUGAUCAGAUACAGUGAUAUUUUUACUCAUGUGAAUUCUCAUACAGAAGUGAAUGCUUGUGGAUGUUAUCAGUGUAAGAAACUUAUGCAUCAUAAGCAAGCACAACAUCAAAGUGUCCAUACUGGGGAGAACCUCUGUUUAUUUUCUGACUGUGUAAAAGUUCUCACCCAGAAGUCACAUCUCUUUGCACAUCAGAGUAUUUAUACUGAAGAAAAACAGCAUGAAUGCAGCAAAUGUGAGACAGUCUUCACUCAGAAGCCCCAUGUGGCUGUGCAUCAGAAGGUUUAUAUGGGAGAGAAACCAUACAUAUGCACUGAAUAUGGGAAGUCAAACCAUCAGAAAACUAAUAAUGAGGAGAAUUACUACCAGUGCAGUGAAUAUGGAAGAACCUUUAUCCAGAAGUCAGAUGUGUUCAGAUGCCCGAGAAUCCAUACUGGAGAAAAACCCUAUGAAUACAGUGAAUGUGGGAAAACCUUCCCUCAGAAUUCAAACCUCAACAUACGUAAAAAAAUUCAUACUGGAGAGAAACACUUUGAAUGUACUGAAUGUGGAAAAGCCUUCACGAGGAAGUCAACACUAAGCAUGCAUCAGAAAAUUCAUACAGGAGAAAAACCCUAUGUUUGCACUGAGUGUGGGAAGGCCUUUAUCCGGAAGUCACAUUUUAUUACACAUGAGCGUAUUCAUACUGGAGAGAAACCCUAUGAGUGCAGUGACUGUGGGAAAUCCUUUAUAAAAAAGUCACAACUCCAUGUGCAUCAGCGCAUUCACACAGGAGAGAAUCCCUUUAUAUGUUCAGAAUGUGGGAAGGUCUUUACUCACAAGACAAAUCUCAUCAUACACCAGAAAAUUCAUACUGGAGAGAGACCCUACAUAUGUACUGAAUGUGGGAAGGCCUUUACUGACAGGUCAAAUCUCAUUAAACAUCAAAAAAUUCAUACUGGAGAGAAACCCUAUAAGUGCAGUGACUGUGGAAAAUCAUUCACCUGGAAGUCACGGCUCAGGAUACAUCAGAAAUGUCAUACUGGAGAGAGACAUUAUGAAUGCACUGAAUGCGGGAAAGCCUUCAUUCAGAAAUCCACACUAAGUAUGCACCAGAGAAUCCAUCGAGGAGAAAAGCCCUAUGUUUGCACUGAAUGUGGGAAGGCCUUCUUCCACAAAUCACACUUUAUUACACAUGAGAGAAUUCAUACUGGAGAGAAACCAUAUGAAUGCAGUGACUGUGGGAAAUCCUUCACUAAGAAAUCACAACUCCACGUACAUCAGCAAAUUCACACAGGGGAGAAACCCUAUAGAUGUGCUGAAUGUGGAAAGGCCUUCACUGACAGAUCAAAUCUCUUUACACACCAGAAAAUUCACACUGGAGAGAAACCCUAUAAAUGUGGUGACUGUGGAAAAGCCUUCACUCGGAAGUCAGGCCUCCAUAUACAUCAGCAAUCCCAUACUGGAGAAAGACACUAUGAGUGCAGUAACUGUGGGAAAGCCUUUGCAAGAAAAUCCACACUAAUUAUGCAUCAGAGAAUUCAUACAGGAGAGAAACCCUACAUUUGUACUGAGUGUGGGAAGGCCUUCAUCCAGAAGUCACACUUAAAUAGACAUAGGAGAAUUCAUACGGGAGAGAAACCCUACGAAUGCAGUGACUGUGGCAAGUCUUUCGUUAAGAAGUCCCAACUUCAUGAGCAUCAUCGAAUCCACACUGGAGAGAAACCAUGUAUAUGUGCUCAAUGUGGAAAGGCCUUCACCAUCAGAUCAAAUCUUAUUAAGCACCAGAAAAUACACACUAAACAGAAACCCUAUAAAUGCAAUGACUUUGGAAAAUCGUUAACCUGGAAGCCCCAAUUAAGUAUAUGUCAGGAAUCUGAUAGUGGGGACAUAGUGUGCCCCACGCCACAGUCAUGGUGUGGGGAGUCCAAGAUAUGAGAGGCUGCAGCUUGACUGGGAAGUGGGAGGUAACCAAGGCUGACUUCCUUCUACCUGGACAGAAUUAUGAAUGUCUGGAUCACACAGCUGAUGUCCAGUUACACAUAAGGGGAGAUGCUUUAGAGAAGAUUUCUAAGCAGUGUUUAUUGGUCAUGCUUGGUUACUGGACAGAUACCGGUAUUGUCAGGCCCCCAUAAAUAAUAGUAAAUGUGCAAAGAGGUGACUUGCAACCUUUCUUGUUUCACUUUUUGUGUGAGCAGCUUUAUAAAUUCAGGGCUGUUGACUUUUUUAUGCCCCAGAUAGCAAAACUAUUUUAUUCAAUACUGGCUCAGAAAAUUUCAUAAUGCAUAAAGUGGUGAUAAAAUUUUACAUUGUCUAAGGACACAGAAAUCAAGGCCAAACCUAGGCAAUUCAGGUCUAAAAUGAAAAGAAACCAGAAGAUUUUGUGAAAAUUGACACGAAAGACACAAAAACGGGACUACUUCUUUUCUUUUCUUUGGGAAGUUACAUUACUUACUGGUUUUUGUUUUUGUUUUUGUUUUUGUUUUGACAAGGAGAUCACAACCCUUGGCUCAGUGUCGUCCGCACCGCUCUCAACCAGUGAGCACACUGGCCAUCCCUAUAUAGGAUCCGAACCUGUGGCCUCAGUGCUAUCAGCACUGCAUUCUCCCGAGUGAGCCACGGGGCCAGCCCACUUACUGUUGAUAGUAUUUGUUGAUGCAUACUGUGGCAACAGGUACCCAAGAGCACCUGCUAAAAGUUCUUCCAGCCUGUGUCCCAGAAGUGAUCAGUGAUCUAAGCAGCAGCCCCCAUAACUACUGUCACCUUAGACCUGGCCCUGAGAUCACAAAACUCAGCCACAGGGAGCCAGAUCUGGAUAACAGCACUUUGGAUCAGCUUUGUCCACAGACCUACACAUUUUUACCAAUUCCUAUUUGAAAAAGGGACAAAUUAAGGAAAUGAGUUUCAAAAGCUAGAAUUCUUUCCUUCCAAUUGUGUUAGUACAUUCUCUACAUAUUCAUUACCAUGAGACUUGCAUUUUAGUUUUUCUUAGAAGAUAAAAUAUAGUUGAACAUUUGGAAGAGUGCUUACCCUGUUC
Molecule: messenger RNA, 3740 nt
Organism: Cynocephalus volans (Philippine flying lemur)
Lineage: Eukaryota; Metazoa; Chordata; Mammalia; Dermoptera; Cynocephalidae
Gene: ZNF484
Product: zinc finger protein 484
Exons: 5
Coding region: 110-2641 (843 amino acids)
Biological process (GO): regulation of transcription by RNA polymerase II
Cellular component (GO): nucleus
Molecular function (GO): RNA polymerase II cis-regulatory region sequence-specific DNA binding; DNA-binding transcription factor activity, RNA polymerase II-specific
Source: RefSeq, a predicted model, not a curated record